AUGGCCAUCCAUCAAUGCAACUUUGAAUGCUCUGUUUGCUUUCAGAAGUUCUCCACUCUACACCGCCUUGACAAACACCGUUGCGUACCUCAAGCGAUAUUGCAAAGUAGUGCCGAUGGGGGACUAAUUGAGCUGUCCUCCUCCAGGUUGCGGUCAAAAUCGCAGGAUAAAGCUCGUCAGCCAACUAAGAAGUAUCACUGCCAAAUUUGUCCUAACUCUUUCUAUUCUUUUCGUGGAUACAAAGAACAUUGCUCGCAACAUCAGGGACUUCGUCCACAUCUGUGUUGGCCCUGCCAUAAGUCUUUCCGAACUAGCGAACUAUUGGAAUUUCACAGAGAAGUUCACAAUCGCGGUCCCGUUUAUUGCGAAUAUUGUCCUGCUGUGCUCCAAGGUCGAAAUCAGUACACUCAGCAUGUGCAUUCACUGCAUCAAGCUGAAACGGGCGUCACUAGACAAACGGGAGUAAAUCUAGUUGAUCGAGCGGACGGUGCAGUUUCUACACAGUCUUUUCCGGAUUUGACUGGACGUGAAUUAGCUGAGAAUCUUUUCCGAACUAGAGCUCAGUCUGCAGACCAUAACGAUCAUGAUGCAGCAAAUAUCAGAGUGAAAAAUUUCGCAAUAGGCGAUAAUGUGUCCACUUCUGAAGAGCGUCCAGUUCGCUGUGAAGUUUGUCGUCAUCUUUACUACACAAUCCCGCACUUGGUAGAACACUGGAUGAACUCCGGUUUCGACCGCGAUCACUCGUUCUGUGUGAUGCCAUGUCCUCUUUGCAAUUACUCGGCUAAC
This is a messenger RNA of Strongylus vulgaris, 786 nucleotides long. Lineage: Eukaryota; Metazoa; Nematoda; Chromadorea; Rhabditida; Strongylidae. The record is from the annotation of a GenBank genome assembly.